Botrytis deweyae is the source of this 540-nucleotide messenger RNA. RefSeq lists its product as uncharacterized. The coding region runs from base 1 to 540 and encodes 179 amino acids. The record is from RefSeq and is a predicted model, not a curated record. Lineage: Eukaryota; Fungi; Ascomycota; Leotiomycetes; Helotiales; Sclerotiniaceae. The transcript has a single exon.
AUGUUUGAGUUUAUAACAUCUUUUUUCUCAACUGCCGCACCCCCGCUCUUUCCACCAUCUGGUCCAACAGUGACUGUCUUGAUUAUUCCAGCCAAUGGCGCACCCCCAAGAAUAGAACGCCUCGGAACCGUUAACGUACGAAAUGAUGGCAGAAUCGACCGCUUUCUUCACUACGUACCUGAUAUGAGGCCAUACUGGAAAAAUGAUUUUGGCUGGAGUUGCCGAGACAUAGCACGAAUUGACAUCACGAACCAUGUUGUCCCAGCUUUGAACGGAUUUUAUUAUGGCUUUAAGAGCUAUGACGUAUAUGAUCUACCGAUGUCGAAGCACGGUCGCGGGAUCUAUGGAGAUGCUUGUAUUACAAAGAUGGCACCUGAAAAGUAUUGUGCGCGUGGAUUCAGAAUUAUCAAAUGGGGAGAGGAAGAGAUCGACGACCUUAAGAACGAGCUGUCAAGAUUUGCAGUUUAUGAUGAUAUUACUAUGGAUGUUGUUGACACAGGGCUGUGGAAGGAGCUUGUAGAGAAACUAUCUAAGGUUUGA